AGAAAUUACACUGGCACCCACUCUUCCACCCAUUUCUAGGCUUUACAGCUGAUUCGACGCUUUGAAACUCCUUUUCCUAUUCAUCACCUCCACGCUAGGCUGGCAAUGGCGACUCACGCUGCCGACAGCUCGUCUACGCCGCUCGGCGUUUCUAACCUGGCCCCAAGGAUCAGCGAUUUUAUGAUGCACGCGGAGCCACAUAUCAAAGAGUUCGUUGAUAUCCCAGCAUAUCCCAGUUAUCUACCAUGGUCCCCAGCAGACCGGUUCCAGCCCCUUCAGCCAAACAUUGAAAAAUUCCUCAAUGACCUCAACCUCCCAGCUUCCUCUGACAACCCUCAUAAACCUGACCUUCUCCUUCACGAUUUGGGAUCUCAAGCAAGUGAAGCCCUUUCGGGUUCCCUGUCUUCGGUUUUUCAGCAGAACAGUCAUACAAUGCUCGUCAACGUUUCUGGGUCGGGAAAAACGAGGAUCGUGUUGGAGGGCCUAUUGCGUCACUGGGGUUUAUACUUUGUUUGCGAGGAGGAAGGUACGGGUAUUGGGUCCAAGGACCUAAGCGAGGCGUUAGCCAAUGUUACCGGUGACAGCAAGUUCACAGAGGAUGUGCAAUCCCUGCGCUUUCUGUCGAGCUCAGAAUUUAACGAUGCUCUCAGGGUUAAUCGGGAAAUAGCAGCUUUACGGUUCAACGAGGUUCUACUCGCUCGCCUCGUCGUGUUCAAUCAAUUUCUCAAAUGCGUGGAACAUCACCGAGGCCAGCAAAAUAGCCCCCUUUCCAUCUACCUCCGAAAAUGGCUUUAUUUACAGCUUCACCCACGCUUGAUUCUUCAGGGCAACGAGUCUAAAGACUUGUUUAGGUCAUUAAUAAAGUCAUUUGAACCCAUAUCAGAAAAGCAAUCCCUCAAACAGGAGAUCGAAUGUGUCUGUCGGUCAGUUCGGGAGAAGUUAGUCAGGCUAACAGGACAGCCUAACUUCUACGUGGUGAUAGAUGAGGCCCAAGUAGCGGCAUCCAGCUGCCUAGAUGCAUUCAUGUCAUACAAGAUGCUCACACCUCAACCUAUACUCCAAGAAAUCGUCUAUCAAUGGACAACGCUACUUCCGAAGAAACCCACUGCGAGAUUUAUUGUGACAGGGACUGGUGUCUCUUUGAGGGAUUUAGAAGAAACUGUAGCCUCUAGCGCCUUCAAAUACAGUCCACAUGCCAUCGCGGUCACAAGUGACACUGGCGCUUUUGACUCACAAGAAAAUCAGAAGGCAUAUAUCAAGAGAUAUGUGCCCCCCGAAAUUCUGGCGACAGAUAUGGGUGGAAAGCUUUUGGACAGGAUGUGGUAUUGGCUUUGUGGUCGACAUCGUUUGACUGCAUCGUUUCUCUCCUGCUUAAUCGAGAACUGUUUCUACAAACCUCAUCAAUUAUUAGACAUCUUCAUCGGUAGACAAGGAGCGUUUCCACCUCAAGACUACGACGCAACUUCGAUGCCGGAUAUAAAUUAUUCAUUAUCUUCCGCAACCUGCCAUAUUUUACCCGACUUUCAACCCAUCACAAUUGAACGGAUCAGCGACGCUUGCCUCCGUGACUCUGUUUUGGAAGCGGUAUAUGAGUACAUAUUAACCUCCAAGGCGGAAUCAUCCAUCCUGGGAUUAGAUGGUUCUACACUGAUGCAGCUGGGAAUUGCCCGAGUUCCGUCAUACGAUAUGAUGAACAGCGUUCAUAUGGAUGAACCAUUGAUACUCCUAUCCAUUCUGAAGUGGGCCAACAACCCACAUCCUGUCCGCAACUGUCUUUCUCUCUAUAGACACGUCGCUGGCGGUCUUGAUGCUCAUAGGAUAGCAGGCUCCAGCAAUGGAUUCGAGCACUACUCUGUCCAUUACUUGGCCAUAGUCUUCAGUGACUAUAUAGCACUCGACCAGGUUUUCGACUUCCGAACAGCCAGCCAUCCUUUGGCUGGCCGUCGAGCAAAACUUGUUGCGCUCAAAGCUUACACCCGGCCGGACGGAAGUGUUUACUACGAGGAGGGAAUCACCAAGAUCAGUCCUGAAGGACACAUUAUUGGUUGUGCGAGCAGUCUCGGACGACGUUAUGAUCGCAAGGAUCCUAAGGGCGACUUCAAGCGUUGGCUUCGCUUCGAACACUCUGAACCCUUUUAUCUCCCCGAAAAUCUUGCGGCUGCAGAUAUCAUGUUUGUUCUCAAACUUGAAGAGACCAAUGACUCUCCCGCUUCAUACAUUUGGGUAGUUUUUCGAUGCAAAUUGCGUCCGGGAACACCAGCUUUGCCUGAAGAACCACAUAACAUUCCGGGCUACACAGAUCCCAGGGUGUUGUACCUUGACAACGCUACCUUAACAGAGGCAAUAGACAUGACAACUCCUAGGCUAUUUAGCUUACACACGAGCGAUGACGAUCGUUUGAAUGAAAACGAGUCAAGAAGCUCAAGAGCUAAGCCUUCCAAUAAUCAAACACAACAGGCGGCCGAGCAAAAACGCCGGGAACAGCGUAAUGAGGUCUUGACUGCCAUGGAACAGCUUCCUGGUCGUGCUCCGCCUGAGAUAGCCGGAAUUUACAGCUGCCUGCGAGUUGUUAGUUCCUGGCCUGCAAUCUGUGAUUUCUCGCGCUUAGAGGCACCCGGAUGCAAGUCUGUGUGGGAGGACCCAGAUCGCAACGACGGCCAUCCUCUGGCGUCGCUGAAUCGGGAUACGUUUGUGAACUGUACUAGAACGCUCCGCCCGACAAAUGCUCUCUCGCACUACGAGAUGUCCAAACGCACUUAUGCGUUACAAGAGGUUCAUACGAUUCGGCCGUCAUCGGGAAUGCAAGAAGCGGCCUUACACCUCCAGGUUACCGAGUCGCAGGAGUCCCAGCGUCAAGCAUCGCAACCGGGGCGCGAAGUGGAUUAUGGUAUUGAGCUCGAUGACGGGACUUCUCGUCACAGUCAAGACAUCGACACAUCGAUUCCUUCCUCGUCGCUUGUGGUCAGAACGGUUUCCAGGCAACAGGCACCAUUCACGGCUAGCCCGCCGAGUAUCGCAUCCACAUCAGGGGGGAGUACGACAGCACAGUCAGUGCAUAAUUCGGAGUCUCGGUCCACGGCCAAAAGUCAAAAGCUACGGGCGAGUCAGUCAAGCAAAGCUUCACAAACGGGAAAGAAGCGUACAACCAAAAGAGUUGAGAAGGAAAUGGUGGUAUCUGAAACGAGGAAAGGGAAGCAACCGCAGGCUUUUGCGACUCCAAUUUCACGUCCACCUCCUAGGAGGUCGGCAAGAAUAACAACGCAGGAGCAGAAACAGUAA
This is a messenger RNA of Marasmius oreades (fairy-ring Marasmius), 3279 nucleotides long. RefSeq lists its product as uncharacterized. The record is from RefSeq and is a predicted model, not a curated record. NCBI's taxonomy places the organism in Eukaryota, Fungi, Basidiomycota, Agaricomycetes, Agaricales, Marasmiaceae. The coding region runs from base 106 to 3279 and encodes 1057 amino acids. The transcript has 6 exons.